UUUGCUUAAAGGGACUUGGGCCAUCUUCUUGAGUUGGACCCUUUUUCCCUAAUUUCUCAAAAAUCAUCUCUCCACCUGAUUUCCUUCUCAGCUUCUCUCUUAUAUAUAUAUGUACACACAUAACUCUCCAUAUAGAGGAUCGAUCCUUUCUUCCAACUCUUUCAACUUAGAUUGCGCAAGAGAAGAGAAAUAAGUAAUGGAGGUGGAGAACACGUGGCAUGGCUAUGUUGAUUGGAGAGGAAAACCAGCUGCCAAACACAGACAUGGCGGCAUGCUUGCUGCCUCCUUCGUUUUGGUUGUGGAGGUGUUGGAGAAUUUGGCGUUUCUGGCGAAUGCGAGCAACUUGGUGUUGUACCUUACGCAAUACAUGCAUUUUACGCCGUCUGGAUCGGCAAACACCGUUACGAAUUUUAUGGGAACGGCGUUUCUGCUGGCGCUGCUUGGCGGCUUCUUGUCAGAUGCCUUCUUCACCACAUACCAAAUAUUUUCUAUCAGUGCACUCAUCGAAUUUCUGCCAACGUGAACAGGGCCUAGUACUACUCACUGUGCAAGCGCAAUCAAGCUCCUUAAAACCACCAGAAUGUGAGGCCGGCAGCCUGGAUUCGCCUUGCCGGCAAGUUCACGGUGCUAAGGCUGCAAUGCUCUUCUUAGGCCUCUACUUGGUGGCGCUAGGCGUUGGUGGCAUCAAGGGCUCGUUACCGCCCCACGGGGCAGAGCAGUUCGAUGAGAGCACCCCACAGGGAAGGAAGCAUAGAUCCUCCUUUUUCAAUUACUUCGUAUUUUCUCUGUCGUUUGGUGCCCUCAUCGCGGUCACCCUUGUCGUUUGGAUCGAAGAUAACAAAGGCUGGCAAUGGGGGUUUGGAAUCUCCACACUCACAAUAUUGUUGUCUAUUCCAAUCUUCCUAGCUGGCUCCAAAUUUUACAGGAACAAGAUCCCUCAAGGAAGCCCUCUCACAACCAUAUGCAAGAUACUCAUAGCCUCCUUGGUGAACACUGGCACGACCAACGCGGUCACAAGCAUGGCCGCGAGCCCUUCUCCAACAACACUCCACGACGAAGGGAACAACAAAGUGGCAACAGAGUCACCACUAAUAUUCGACUCUCCAUCUCAGAGCCUCAAGUUCCUCAACAGAGCUGUUGAGAACAAGCCAGCUUGCACCGUGCUGAAAAGCACGGUGCAGGAACUGGAACAAGUGAAGAUUGUACUCAAAGUCCUCCCAAUCUUCGGCUGCACGAUCAUGCUCAACGCCUGCCUGGCUCAACUCUCCACCUUCUCGGUCCAACAAGCCGCCACCAUGGACACGAAGAUCGGUUCCCUAAAGGUCCCCCCUGCCUCCCUCCCUAUAUUCCCAGUCGUCUUCAUCAUGAUCCUCGCACCACUCUACGACCACACCAUCAUCCCAUUCGCUCGUAGACUAACCAAGUCCGAGACAGGGAUCACCCACCUACAACGAAUUGGUGUCGGCCUAAUCCUCUCGGUAGUAGCAAUGGCCGUGGCCGCGCUAGUGGAGAUCAAACGCAAGAGAGUAGCGACCUCCUCAGGGCUGCUCGACUCGACCAAACCCCUACCUAUAACGUUCUUAUGGAUUGCGUUCCAGUACCUAUUCCUCGGAUCAGCCGACCUCUUCACCCUAGCCGGCCUACUCGAGUUCUUCUUCACAGAGGCGCCUCCCGCCAUGAGAUCACUAGCGACGUCCCUCUCUUUCGCAUCGCUAGCCGUCGGAUACUACCUAAGCUCUGUCAUCAUGUCGAUUGUGAACAAUGUGACAGGCGAUUCAACCCACAAAUCUUGGCUCUCAGGCACCAACAUCAAUCGUUACCACCUUGAGAGAUUCUAUUGGCUCUUGUGUGUGCUUAGUGGCUUGAAUUUCUUGCACUAUCUCUUUUGGGCUACUAGGUACAAAUACAGAUCUGUUGGGUCAAACAAGUAGCAUUUUCGACAAACUCAAAUUUUGGUCAUUUUGUUUAGAGUAUGUAAAUAUGAAUCCAAUGACUUGCUUGAUGCAGUGAAGGACAUCAUUUUACAUACUCUUGUAUAAUAAUCAGUUUCUUGAUCUUGAAAUGGAAAUUGAUUCGGCCCA
This is a messenger RNA of Salvia splendens (bonfire salvia), 2081 nucleotides long. RefSeq names its product protein NRT1/ PTR FAMILY 4.6-like. Gene Ontology annotation, cellular component: membrane. Gene Ontology annotation, molecular function: transmembrane transporter activity. The coding region runs from base 219 to 1931 and encodes 570 amino acids. The transcript has 5 exons. Gene Ontology annotation, biological process: transmembrane transport. Lineage: Eukaryota; Viridiplantae; Streptophyta; Magnoliopsida; Lamiales; Lamiaceae. The record is from RefSeq and is a predicted model, not a curated record.